CCUGGGAAAGUGGCUCAGCCUAGGUUGUUCCACAGGACCCUUAGCUUCUAUGGGAACAGAGGAAAAGCCACUGUUUUCACCCUAGACUUGCUUUCUUCCAACCGUUUCUUCUCAUGUUGGCUGACAUUACCCAAUCUGCCAAACUAGAAAUGGCAUCGUCAUGCUCAGAUCCUCUCUUUGUGUCACCUCCUGUGAUCCACUGAUUACUGAGCCAGACGGUAUAUUUAAUCCUGCUCUACUAUUAAUUUUCCCUGCCCCUUAUAAUCCCCACUCCUCUCAGUCUCAUUCCCACCCAAACUGUACUUCCAGAUCACAAGUAGAAAUUCUGCAGUUUCUCUGCUCUAACACUCCUGGUGACUCUGCACCAUCCAUGCACAGGACCAAGUCUAGACUUCCUGCCCUUCUGGACCUGGCCCCAGCCCCUUUUUCUGGCUCUGUUCUGGGCCUGACCCAUCUAGGAGACGUGGUUUGGAUGGUAGAGUAUUCAAAUUUCCCACAGUUCAUGGCUGUUCAAAAACAUUGGGGACAUCAGUUCCCAACAUACUUUCCUUAUUAGCCAUUCAUAGCCACAGUACAGAAGAAGCUUCUAUGUUUAUAAUCUCAUAUCAUCAAGGAAAAGUUAAAAUAUGUUUAAUAACUCAUAUUUUAAAAGGCAGCAUAAAGAUAGAUGCCAGAUUUGGGGAGGAUUUUUACCCAAAAUAGCUGAAAUUUUUUAAGAAUCUAGUGCUUAAAGAGAUAAGUUUCAGUUACCUGGAGAACCCACUUAGGAAGUCCAGUAAAUGAAAUGUGGUCAGCAGGGCACAUGGAGAUCCUGUUAGAUCCUGUCAGCAAGAGAGAGCCGCAGAUAAGCAAGCAGGACUGGAGUAAACAUGAGGAAGCGAUGGCAGGUACUCCAGAUGGCAGAUACUCCAGACUCAUCUACACCAGCUCCAGAGGCAGGUGCACGGCCCGGGGCGGUGCUGGGCUCAGGCAGGGAGGCUGGGGAUCAGGCCCCAAGGCCCUUAGCAGAAAAUAUGCCUUUCUGGUUUGAAUGGCAUUUCUGGGACAUUGAGGCAGAUUUUUUUUUUUUUUUUUGGCUGAGCACUUGGAAGGUAAGCAAACACAAACACAUUUUGGAGGAGUCAAUUGCCCCUCAUGAGUGUGCUUUAGUAGCGCAAGCGAGCAAGUGCUCCAAUCCCCAUGGAGUAAGAUCAGAAGCUGCAGAAUAGCAAAGGUGCAAAGGACCUUUGGUGAAUGGACCAGUAGUGAGGCCACCUUCCCUCAAAUAGAACAGAUCUCUUGGUCAGGAGACAGUGAUGGCAGUUUUAAUGGGGGAGGAAGGGUCAUUGUGGGCAACCCAUAAGGAGGCAGAAUCCUCAGUGACCAUGGAACCAUUUUACCAACCAACCCAGUUCAGUCUGCAGUGUGGACAUUCCAUAUACAUUUGUAGCAGAGGUGUGGCCAGGAUUAGCGCAGGCAGACCUGUUCCUCCCAUGGGGGCUGAGGUCUCCUCUUUCCUGACUCUGAGCCAGUGGGGUGAGGUGGAGUGGGGGGUAGGAAGGAAGUCAGUGCUGCCCGACAGAGCAGGCGGCUGCCUGGAUUACCAUGUUGUCGUGUGUCUCCUCCUAUUAAUCCUCAUUGGAACAGCAGGUAGCCUGAGAAGCCUGAAUCGUGUAUUAGUCCCCCGCUGUUGUGCCACGUAUAAAAAACAGAUGAGCUUUGUUAGCCAGUGAGUUUGUGCAGUCAGUUCUUACUGAAGUCAAGCUUUUGGUCCAAGGGAAAACAAAGCUUCGAGAUACAUGGAACUUUCUUAUACCUUCUUGAAAAUGCAAGUCAUGUUGCCCGGGGAAUACUUCUCUCACCAAGUGUUCUGCACCCUGCCAACCUUGGAGCUAUGGAAGAGGCAGCUGAAGUUAUUCCAAGAAAAUACUGGCAGUUUGGUAAUAAAAGGAAAUAUCGUAUCUCCCCUACCUCUAGGCUGGGUUUCUAAGAGUGCACAUGGUCAGAAGGAAACUGCGCUUAACUUUGGGAAAUGAUUACUUGCUGGGCUUCUGGACACACCGGCCGGGUGUCCAGGCAGUGCUGGGUGAGAGUGAGCUCGGGCCGUGUGCAAAGACCCACAGUGCUGCCUGCGGUGUGAUGAGCGAGAGGGUGCCAGCUGGUGGGACGGGUGUAGAUAAACAGAAGCAAGUAGGUGUGGUGGCGUGCAGCCUGUCCAAGUUGCUGAAGCUUGCUGCCAAAUGAAGACUGCCGGCAUCCUCUCCUGGGCCGGCUCAGGAGCGGAAGGGUGCCUUCUCCCUGCUAAUUAGGAUACUUUUAAAGCACUUCCUUCUGAUACAACCAAUACUCUGGAGAAGGUGAACCACGUUAGUGGGAGUGACGGUGCGAGUGGAUCUAGUGAUGGAGCAAGCGGGAGGCGAGGUGCUGCAGGCCCUGAGCAGUCCUUCCUGGCAACCGAGUGACCCACAUGUGACUCUGCUGUCUGUCCACAAGCAGGAAGGCACUUCCCCAUCAGAGGAGGGAGACUUUCCACGGAGAGUUUUGAAUGGAAGCUGGGAAAUGCGUUCCAACCAGAUCUUGACUAAACUUUCUUUGCCUGCCCCUGAGUGGGAACCAGCAAUGAAGCAGAGUUUUGCCUUUGACAACGUUGGCUUCGAAGGUAGUCUGGAUGGCCUGUGCCCUUCUCCUCCAGUGAGCACCAGCAUGAUCCGGAUUUGGGGUAUGACUUGCCAGUCAUGUGUAAAAUCCAUCGAGGACAUGAUUUCCGGUUUGAAAGGCGUUGUAAGCAUUAAGGUUUCCCUGGAACAAGGCAGUGCAACUGUGAACUACGUGCCAUCAGUCAUAAGCCUGCGACAGGUCUGCCAUCAAAUCGAGGACAUGGGCUUUGAAGCCAGCAUUGCAGAAGGAAAGGCUGCUUCCUGGCCCUCAAGGUCCUUGCCCCCCCAGGAGGCUGUGGCCAAGCUCCGGGUGCAGGGCAUGACCUGCCAGUCCUGCGUCAGCUCCAUCGAAGGCAAGAUCCGGAAACUGCAAGGAGUAGUGAGAGUCAAAGUCUCGCUCAGCAACCAAGAGGCCAUCGUCACUUAUCAGCCUUAUCUUAUUCAACCCGAAGACCUCAGGGACCAUGUAAAUGACAUGGGAUUUGAAGCUGCCAUCAAGAGCAAAGCGACUCCCUUAAGCCUGGGACCAAUUGAUAUUGGGCGGUUACAAAGCACUAACCCAAAGAGACCUUUAGCUUUUGCUAACCAGAAUUUCAGUAAUUCUGAGACCUCGGGCCAACAAGGAAGCCACGUGGUCACCCUCCAACUGAGAAUAGAUGGAAUGCACUGUAAGUCUUGCGUCUUGAAUAUUGAAGGAAACAUAGGCCAACUCCCAGGGGUUCAAAAUAUUCAAGUGUCCUUGGAGAACAGAACUGCCCAAGUACAGUAUGACCCUUCUCUUACCAGCCCAGUGUCUUUGCAGAGGGCCAUCGAGGCGCUUCCACCUGGGAACUUUAAAGUUUCUCUUCCUGAUGGAGCAGAAAGGAGCGAGACAGAUCCUGGGCCUUCCGGUUGUCACUCCCCUGGCUCCCCGCAGAGAAACCAGGUGCAGGGCACGUGCAGUACCACUGUGCUCGCCAUUGCUGGCAUGACCUGUGCGUCCUGUGUCCAGUCCAUCGAAGGCGUGAUCUCCCGACGGGAAGGGGUGCAGCAGAUGUCAGUCUCUUUGGCUGAGGGGACUGGGACGGUUCUUCACGAUCCCUCUGUAAUUAGCUCAGAAGAGCUCAGAGCUGCUAUAGAAGACAUGGGAUUUGAGGCUUCAAUCAUUCCUGCUGGAAACCAUUCCACCAACCCUGCUGGAAACCCCAGUGCUAGCAAUUCCAUGGUGCAAACCACAGGUGGCACACCUGUCUCUGUGCAGGAAGUGGCUCCCCAUGCUGGAGGGGCCCCUCAAAACCACGACCCCAGCCGCUCACCAAAGUCCCUUCGACCCACCAGAACAGUGGCACCACAGAAGUGUUUUUUACAGAUCAAAGGCAUGACCUGUGCGUCCUGUGUGUCUAACAUUGAAAGGAAUCUGCAGAAAGAAGCUGGUGUUGUCUCCGUGUUGGUUGCCUUGAUGGCGGGAAAGGCAGAGGUCAAGUACGAUCCGGAAGUCAUCCAGCCGCUCCAGAUAGCUCAGCUCGUCACAGACCAGGGCUUUGAGGCAACAGUCAUGGAGGACUACGCAGGCUCAGUUGGUGACAUCGAGCUGAUCGUCACGGGGAUGACCUGCGCCUCCUGUGUCCACAACAUAGAGUCCAAGCUCAUGAGGACAAAUGGCAUCACCUACGCCUCUGUGGCCCUUGCCACCAGCAAAGCCCUUGUUAAAUUCGAUCCAGAAGUUAUCGGUCCACGGGAUAUUAUCAAAAUUAUUGAGGAAAUUGGCUUUCAUGCUUCUGUGGCGCAGAGAAACCCCAGCGCUCAUCACUUGGACCACAAGAUGGAAAUAAAGCAGUGGAAGAAGUCUUUCCUGUGCAGCCUGGUGUUUGGUAUUCCUGUUAUGGGUUUAAUGAUCUAUAUGCUAAUACCCAGCAACGAGCCCCAUGAAUCUAUGGUCCUGGAGCACAACAUCAUUCCAGGACUGUCCGUUCUAAAUCUCAUCUUCUUUAUCUUGUGUACCUUUGUCCAGCUCCUCGGUGGGUGGUACUUCUACGUGCAGGCCUACAAAUCUUUGAGACACGGGUCAGCCAACAUGGACGUGCUCAUCGUCCUGGCCACAAGCAUUGCCUAUGGCUACUCUCUGAUCAUCCUGGUGGUCGCAGUGGCCGAGAAGGCUGAGAGGAGUCCUGUGACGUUCUUCGACACCCCCCCUAUGCUCUUCGUGUUCAUCUCCCUGGGGCGGUGGCUGGAGCACGUGGCAAAGAGCAAAACCUCAGAAGCCCUUGCCAAACUCAUGUCUCUCCAAGCCACAGAAGCCACCGUUGUGACCCUUGGCGAGGACAACUUAAUCAUCAGAGAGGAGCAAGUCCCCAUGGAGCUGGUGCAGCGGGGUGACAUCAUCAAGGUUGUCCCUGGGGGAAAGUUCCCAGUGGAUGGGAAAGUCCUGGAAGGCAAUACCAUGGCGGACGAGUCCCUCAUCACAGGUGAAGCCAUGCCAGUCACUAAGAAACCCGGGAGCACCGUGAUCGCUGGGUCUAUAAACGCGCAUGGCUCUGUGCUCAUUCGAGCUACCCACGUGGGCAACGACACCACUUUGGCUCAGAUUGUGAAAUUGGUGGAAGAGGCUCAGAUGUCGAAGGCACCCAUUCAGCAACUGGCUGACCGGUUUAGUGGAUAUUUUGUCCCAUUUAUCAUCAUCAUUUCAACUUUGACGUUGGUGGUAUGGAUUGUAAUCGGUUUUAUCGAUUUUGGUGUUGUUCAGAAGUACUUUCCUAACCCCUACAAGAACAUCUCCCAGACGGAGGUGGUCAUCCGGUUUGCCUUCCAGACGUCCAUCACGGUGCUGUGCAUCGCCUGCCCCUGCUCCCUGGGGCUGGCCACGCCCACGGCGGUCAUGGUGGGCACCGGCGUGGCCGCGCAGAACGGCAUCCUCAUCAAGGGCGGCAAGCCCCUGGAGAUGGCGCACAAGAUAAAGACUGUGAUGUUUGACAAAACCGGCACCAUCACCCACGGGAUCCCCAGAGUCAUGCGGUUCCUCCUGCUGGUGGACACGGCCACACUGCCCCUCAGGAAGGUUCUGGCUGUGGUGGGGACUGCGGAGGCCAGCAGCGAACACCCCUUGGGUGUGGCAGUCACCAAAUACUGUAAGGAGGAACUCGGGACAGAGACCCUGGGAUACUGCACGGACUUCCAGGCGGUGCCAGGCUGUGGCAUCGGGUGCAAAGUCAGCAGCGUGGAAGGCAUCCUGGCCCACAGUGAGCGCCCGCCGGGUGAGCGGGUUGGUGGCAGUCUUCCUGCAGAAAAAGAUGCAGCCCCCCAGACCUUCUCUGUGCUGAUUGGAAACCGCGAAUGGCUGAGGCGCAAUGGCUUAACCCUUUCCAGUGACAUCAGUGACGCGAUGACAGACCAUGAGAUGAAAGGGCAGACGGCCAUCCUGGUGGCCAUCGAUGGGGUGCUCUGUGGGAUGAUCGCCAUCGCCGACGCUGUGAAGCCGGAGGCCGCCCUGGCCGUGCACACGCUGCAGAGCAUGGGCAUCGACGUGGUUCUGAUCACAGGGGACAACCGGAAGACAGCCAGAGCCAUUGCCACUCAGGUUGGCAUCAAAAAAGUCUUUGCAGAGGUGCUGCCUUCUCACAAGGUGGCCAAGGUCCAGGAGCUCCAGAACGCAGGGAAGAAGGUGGCCAUGGUGGGAGACGGGGUUAACGACUCCCCGGCCUUGGCCCAGGCGGACAUGGGCGUCGCCAUCGGCACAGGCACCGACGUGGCCAUCGAGGCGGCCGACGUCGUCCUCAUCAGGAACGACCUGCUCGACGUGGUGGCUAGCAUUCACCUUUCCAAGAGGACCGUCCGCAGAAUCCGAGUCAAUCUGGUCCUGGCGCUGAUUUAUAACCUGGUCGGGGUUCCCAUCGCAGCAGGUGUCUUCAUGCCCAUCGGCAUCGUGCUGCAGCCCUGGAUGGGCUCGGCGGCCAUGGCGGCCUCCUCCGUGUCUGUGGUGCUCUCUUCCCUGCAGCUCAAGUGCUAUAAGAAGCCUGACUCGGAGAGGUACGAGGCUCGGGCCCACGGCCGCAUGAAGCCCCUGACCGCGUCCCAGGUCAGCGUGUACAUCGGCAUGGAUGGCCGGCGGCGAGACUCCCCCAGGCCCGUGCCGUGGGACCAGGUCAGCUACGUCAGCCAGGUGUCUCUGUCCUCCCUGACUCCUGACAGGCCAGCUCGCCAUAGCACUGUAGUGGACGACGAUGGGGACAAGUGGUCUCUUCUCCUGAAUGACAGGGAUGAGGAGCAGUACAUCUAAAAGCCCUGGGCCCAGGGCAGGGCAGGGCCCAUCUCUCUCCAGCGAAGCGGCCGGCCCGCCUCCUCCCAAACGGGGGCUGGCAUCCACUGGCUGCUUGAGCCGAGCAGGCGCAGCCCCAGUAGCCAGCAGCAGGUGGGCAAAGCUUGCCCCGGCCUUGGGGACUUCUCCUUCCUGGAUGUUUCUGGUCGUCCCACCCCGCGGUGCAUGGCGUGGCCUGGAGAGGCCUGCCUGCCUGGGUCCUGCUGGCUCGGGGCGGAGCGCCGUGGCCUCACCAUGCUGCCGGCGUGGACUUGGACUCUGGAGUAGCAGAGGCAGGUCAGUCCUCCUCACAGACUCAGACUCUUCGGGACGACUACUUACGUAAUGAGGAACAGUCUCGGUGGGACCGAAAGCCUCGCUGGGCCUUUCCAGAGUAAAGACCUCCUGCAGAA
Molecule: messenger RNA, 7319 nt
Organism: Microcebus murinus (gray mouse lemur)
Lineage: Eukaryota; Metazoa; Chordata; Mammalia; Primates; Cheirogaleidae
Gene: ATP7B
Product: ATPase copper transporting beta
Biological process (GO): copper ion import; intracellular copper ion homeostasis; copper ion export
Cellular component (GO): plasma membrane; trans-Golgi network
Molecular function (GO): P-type divalent copper transporter activity; ATP binding; copper ion binding
Source: RefSeq, a predicted model, not a curated record